Messenger RNA from Monoraphidium neglectum, 546 nucleotides. RefSeq lists its product as hypothetical. The record is from RefSeq and is a predicted model, not a curated record. NCBI's taxonomy places the organism in Eukaryota, Viridiplantae, Chlorophyta, Chlorophyceae, Sphaeropleales, Selenastraceae. Bases 1 to 546 code for a protein of 181 amino acids. The transcript has 3 exons.
AUGGCCGACGCCGAUGCUUGCGCUGCUGGCGACGACGACGAUGACGACGUGCGCAUGUGGCAGUAUGCGCUGGUGACCUGCCCCUGGCUGUUUAAGGCCUGCCCGAGCUGCAGCCCGUCGCACACUGGCCGCGAGGUCCUGAUGACCUAUUUUGACCCCACCCGCCCCGCAGCCCGCGGCCUCUGCGGCUACUGCCCCGGCCGCGCCGCGGCCGCUGCCGCCGCCGCCCCGCGCGGCCUGCUGCAAAUCCGCCGCAGCACGUACCACGAGGUCGUCAAGGCGGCCGACCUGGGCCGCAUGGCCGACGUCACCGGCAUCCAGCAUUACGUCAUCAACGGCGCCAAAGUCCUCUUCCUGCGCCCCCGCCCCCAGCCGCGGCCCCCCAAGGGCGUCGCCGCCCCCAGCCGCUGCGUGGUGGACGGGCGGCAGCUCAUGGACGGCGCCGCGCGGUUCUGCUCGCUGCAGUGCAAGCUCGAGGGGGACGACCCCGCCCACGGCCGCGGCCGGCGGGCAGGCGACGCCGCCUGCAGAGGCGGAGGGCGGUGA